AUGCCAAUUAUCGAUCCACGUUCUGGACCGUCCUACGGCACUAUGGAACCAGACAUGGAGCAUGAAAGAGAGCAACUGCUGCGGAAUGAAAACGAAGUUGAGGGCCAGACCACUGGACAAUCUGCACCGGACGAUAUACAAGAAGGAGUCCAAAAAAUUGAGGCCAUCAAUUUGACUUGGACAGCCAAGUCUCUGAUGGUGGCCUACGUCAGCAUAUUCCUCAUGGCCUUCUGCACAUCACUAGAAGGACAGACGGUAAUGUCGCUAUCUGCAUAUGCAACAAGUGCAUUCAGUAAGCACUCGUUGAUCUCGACGGUCCUCGUUAUUCAAAAUGUGGUAAAUGCCGUCAUUAAACCUCCGAUGGCAAAGGUUGCCGAUGUGUUCGGUCGCUUCGAGGCCUUCUGCCUGAGCAUUCUCAUAUACGUGCUGGGAUAUAUUCAGAUGGCCGGCUCCACCAACGUUCAGACCUAUGCUUCGGCGCAAAUAUUUUAUUCCGCUGGCUCAACUGGACUGCAAAUCUUACAACAGGUGUUUAUCGCUGAUAGCAGUGAUCUGCUGAACCGUGCUUUCCUCGCGCUUCUCCCCGAAUUUCCAUUCCUCGUGACGGUCUGGCUUGGACCAACCAUCGCCGGUGCCGUCCUGCGCACCAGUUCAUGGCGAUGGGGAUAUGGUAUGUGGGCUGUGAUCUUGCCUGCAUCAUUCCUCCCAUUGGCUCUCACGUUGUUGUUCAACCAGCGCAAAGCCCAAAGAUUAAACCUGAUCAAGAAGCGAACCAAGAGACACACGAGCUUUGUUGGCAUCCUGCGCCGGACAUGGUAUGAUCUAGACGUCGGUGGCCUGGUGCUUCUCUCCGCGGCAGUCACUUUGAUCCUGGUGCCAUUGACUCUGGCAGCCACCGCCAAAAACGGUUGGAAGAAUGCGGGCAUUCUGGUCAUGAUGGUUCUCGGUGUUGCCUGUCUCUGUCUGCUGCCAUUGUGGGAGUCUAACAAGAAAUUGGCACCCAAGCCUCUUCUGUCUCUCCAUCUUCUCAAGCAGAAGACCGCGCUUGCAGGAUGUGCAUUGGCCUUCUGGUAUUUCAUGGCAUUCUACUUUUCCGUUCAGCCUUAUCUAUACUCCUACCUCCAGGUUGUCCAAGGGUAUGACGUUGCCACAGCUGGUCGCGUCACCCAAACCUUUGCUUUCACAUCUACAAUUGCUGCAUUUAGUGUGUCUCUUCUCAUCAAGUACACUCGAAGAUACCGCAUCUACGUGACUAUUGGAUGUGUCGUCUACAUGACCGGUCUGGUUCUGAUGCUCACAUGCCGCGGAGAAGGGGCCUCGCAUCUCCAAAUCCUAGGCACCCAGGUCAUCGUCGGCAUUGGUGGUGGUCUGGUCAACGUUCCCGUUCAACUGGGUGUUCAAGCGUCAGCCAGCCACCAGGAAGUUGCCGCCGCGACCGCGAUGUUCCUAACUUCUAUGGAAAUGGGAGGUGCAGUUGGUGCCGCCAUUUCCGGUGCUGUGUGGUCUUCUGCCAUCCCGCAUAAGCUUCUGCAGUACCUUCCCGAGGAAACCAAAGAUCAAGCUGGCGAUAUUUUCGGCAAGCUGACUACCGCCCUGUCCUACCCAAUGGGAUCCCCUACUCGCAUUGCCAUCAACCGCGCCUACCAGGAGACCAUGCACCGACUCUUGACCCUAGCAGUCAUCGCCACCCUUCCUCUCAUCCCACUCAGUCUCAUCAUGGUGAACUACAAACUUGACAAGAUGGGCUAUGGUAACUCCGAACCACAAGGUCAUCUGGUUCCAGCCGAGCCAGAACAAGGCUCCGAGGACGGACACUCGAAGCGAACUUGA
Penicillium salamii is the source of this 1830-nucleotide messenger RNA. The record is from the annotation of a GenBank genome assembly. Lineage: Eukaryota; Fungi; Ascomycota; Eurotiomycetes; Eurotiales; Aspergillaceae.